AUGGUCGGCAUCUGGUCUUAUGCCAUAAACUCGAUGUGGUUCGUGGGCGUGCUCUGGUUCCUGAUGACCCUCGGCACUGGCCUGGCGAAGGUCCUGUGCGUCGUGCGCCCCAACCAGAAGGAGCGGGCCCGCCUCGCGCAGCUCACCUCCAGGUGCCACGUCCUGCGCGGCGGCGAGUGGGUGGACGUUCAGGCCAGCGAUAUCGUCCUCCGCGACGUCGUUCGCAUCGACGGUGGCGCCUCCGUCCUCCCGUGCGACGGCAUCCUGCUGGAAGGCGCCCUGGUGGUGGACGAGUCCACGCUCUCCGGCGAGCCGGCGCCCGUGCAGAAGCUGCCCGCGGAGCGCUCGAGCACGAGCGCGGCGCCGAGGUCCAGCCUGGCGUUCGCAGGCACGACCUGCCUGCAGUCCGCCGGGCCCCGCGACGGUCGGGCCGUCAUGUUGGCGACGGCGGUGGGCGCGCUCACGGCCAGGGGUCGGCUGGUGCGGGCCUCCCCGGCGCCUCCUGGCGUGCGGUUCAAGGGCUGCGACCAGCUUCCCGUGGUGUACGCGACGCUGGGCAUCUACGCCAUCGGCCUGUUCGUGGUCCAUGCCUUCUACCUCAACGCCAGGAGCUGGAUCACAAUGUACAUGCAGCUGCUGAACAUCGUUGCCAUGUGCCUCAACCCCAUGCUCCCUGUCAGCCUGGCGAUGGGCCAGUCGCUGGCCGCCGCGCGCCUGCGCGGCAGGUGGCAGAUCAACUGUCUGCAGCCCUCCCGCAUCCCCGUCGCUGGAAGCGUGUCCACGAUGGUCUUCGACAAGACGGGCACUAUCACGGAGGGCGGGAUGGACUUGGACAGCGUCAUCGACGUGCAGGACCGGUGCUUCGGAAGGCGCUACAAGUUGGGCGGGUGCCCGUCGGGGCCGUCCGCCGACGCGGGUGCCGUCGGCCACGAGCUGCCUGCGCACGCGCGCCGGGCGAUGGCCAGCUGCCACGCCGUCGAGGCCUUGGAGGACGGCACGCUGGUGGGGAGCCAGUUGGAGGUGGCCAUGGUCCGCGCCUCCGGCUGGCAGCAGGUGGCGCAGGGCGUGGUCCGCUCCGCGAACGGGAAGGAGUCGCUCGAGGUGCUGAGGCGCCUGCGCUUCGACGACAGGAGGGCGCUGAGCGGCGCGGUCGUCCGCUGCCCACGAACGAGGGAGAGCUACGUCUACCUCAAGGGCAGCCACGAGGCGAUCCAGGCGGUGGCCACGCCCUCGUCGACGCCCUCGGGCUACGCAGGGCUGGCCGAGCACUGCGCCAAGGAUCCGGAUGGGUUCUACACCUUGGGCCUAGCCAUGAAGUGCUUGCCCCUCAACCUGUCGAGCCAGCACAUCGCGGACAUGCCGCGGAGCUCUCUGGAGGCCAACGUCGGCGUUUGUGGGCUUCUGCUCUUCCGGAACGAGGUGAGGCCCGAUUCAUCCCAGGUCUUCAAGGAUUUGAGACAGGGCUCGAUCCGAUCGGUCAUCUGCACUGGAGACGGCGCGCUGACGGCGAUCUCUGUCGGCAGGCGGUCUGGCGUGGUCACCACAUCUGUUGUGCUAUUGGGAGACGUUCGCGACGACACCCUCCUAUGGAACCCAGACUCUGGGAGCUCUUGGGACGCGGACGCCGUGGCCUCCUCCGACUGCCAGCUGGCCGUCACCCGGCCGGCCUGGAGAUACCUGCGCGAGCGCGGGGCGCUGCUCGAGCCGCUGUGGACCAGGCUCGUGGUGCUGGCGAGGACGAUGAGGCCCGACGACAAGGCCAGCGUGGUCAGGUAUCUCCAGAGCCGUGGCCUCGUCGUGGGCAUGUGCGGCGACGGCGGCAACGACGGCGGGGCUCUGCGGGCCGCCGACGUCGGCCUGGCCCUGUCGGACGCGGCGGCCUCGAUGCCUCGAGGCCUCGACGGCCUCGGCUUCUCCGCGGCCGGGGGCGCCGAGUCCCCGGCGCUGGUGGUGCACCUCAUCCGCCUCGCCACCGUCCAGUACUUCGUGGUGCACGCGCUGGCCACCACCGGCAUCGGGACGGCGCUCGCGAUCUGGGAGGGGAUCGGCCUCGGGGAUUUCGCGUGGCUGGUCGUGGACGUCGUCAUCGGCACCCUGAUGGCCGCGGCGAUGACCUGGUCGGGCCCCAGCGACAGGACGGCGGCCGCCGCGUUGUUCCCCUGCGCCACCGCGCUGGUCGCGCUGGCUGCGGGCUUCGCGCUACUGUGGAGCAAGGGCUGGUACCGCAGGCUCAAUCCCGUCGCGGACCUCGGGCUCGACGAGAGCCAGUGGUGGCUGAGGGGCGACAACUACGACGCGCCUGUUGGGCUCGUCGUGCUGCUGCUCGCCCUGGCCACCACCGCCUUCGUGAACACUUACGGGGGCAGCUUCCGCCAGAGCGUGCUGCGCAACUGGGGCGUCUGCUUCCUGCACGCCCUGGUCCUCGCCGUGCUCUUCUGGUUGGUCCUGCGGGGGCCCUCGCAGUUCGGCUGCGUCUUCCGCGUGAACUGCGACACGAGGCACUCCCUCUUGAGCGCGCGGGAGCUGUGGCCGCUGGGCCUCCUCUCCGAGGGCUGGCGCCUUCGCGCCGCCAGUGGCGUCGGCGGCUGCUUCCUGGGCGCGCAGCUGCUCGUGUGGCAGAGCGAGCUGGCGGCCGCGAACUACUCGGACCCGCUGCACGGGAGCGCGAGCGGGCGGUGGCUGCCGUCCAAGGACGAUGAUUGCCGCCCCCCCGCCUCGCACGGCACCGCUCCCUACGGGGACCCGCUGAUCUCGACCCUGGGGUGCGAGGGGCCCAACAAUUGCUACGACAGCCGGUUCUCGUACGAGCUGGCGGCGGUGAUGGUCGCCUACGUGGUCUCGAACCACCUGUUCGCGAAGGGCGCGGACCUCGGAGCCGCCGCCGGCGCAGACGGCGCUGCCGACGGGGCCACGGCGGAUUUGUUCCAAGCGGUCGCAGAGCGCGCAGCGACGAAGAGCGCGGAGUUCACGGUGGAGCUCCUGCACACCGUCGCGCGGGGCGUCCUCGACCGCGUCGACGACUUCACGCCGCAGGACGUGGCAAACACGGCCGCGGAGGCGGCCGCGGGGCCCUCGCCGCCCUGA
Molecule: messenger RNA, 3084 nt
Organism: Prorocentrum cordatum
Lineage: Eukaryota; Dinophyceae; Prorocentrales; Prorocentraceae
Source: the annotation of a GenBank genome assembly